This is a messenger RNA of Moneuplotes crassus, 1919 nucleotides long. Lineage: Eukaryota; Ciliophora; Spirotrichea; Euplotida; Euplotidae. The record is from the annotation of a GenBank genome assembly.
UCAAAGCUCAGGAAAUAAUUAGGUAGAUUAUUCUCCUAACCCACUAGAAGGAGUCUUUAUAAGCCAUAAGAUAUUUUCUGACCGUGUUUAGCCAUUACUGGUUAAAACCGGUUCUGGUACUGAUUUCUGAGUUCUCAAUAACCUCAUAAACAGCACUGCAAUCAUGUCUCCUUGAUCUCUUUGAAAUUUCAUACUCCCUUGACUUCUUUGGAGGAGCUCUCUUUCUCUUAUUUCGUCUUGAUUUGUAAUAUCUUGGCUUCUCAUGAUCCUUAGAUUCUCUCUUUGCUCUAUUUUUCUGUCUUGAGGGUAUCUGUGACCUUGCUUUUGGAAUACCAAUGAUGUCAAUAACUUUCUGUUUAACAUCUUUGUAUUUAUUGUAAGAAUCCACUCUAGAAUUCUCUUCAAGACUCGCUGAAUCAAGAUCGAUUUGGAUUCGUCUCUGCUCAGAAACCUUCAAAGGCAUGGAGUGUUCAGACUUGGUAGACUUAUUCGACUCUGUAGGCUUCAUUGGAUCAUCUCUAGUAGUACCUUCACCUGACAUUCUAUUAAUCUUCUGUUCUUUAAAUAUAACAUUUGUAGCAUCUGUAACUUUUCUGGGUUUUGAGGACUUAGAGAAUUUUUGAAAAUAUCCAGAUUUUGCCUUUUCCUCCCCUUUCCCAAUAAUUUUAGCUUCUUUUGUUUCCUCCCUUCUGUCUAUUUUGGAUUUGGUCCUCUCUUUUGAAGAAGAUUCCAUCCUGGAUGAACUGACUUGGAUAUCUUUUAGAUCUCACUUUAUCUUCACCUUGUUAAAGGGAACGUUGGUUUGACUUCCACGAGAUUUUAUGAUGUCAAUUUUCUCAGUAUGAAGUGACGGAUUUUUACCGAAAUUCUUAGAUUGGAUUAAUUUCACCCUUUCAGCAUGCCUCUUGUGACUCAUUGUGACCUCAUAUUCUCCUUGAUUCAUGAUCUCCUCUCCCUCGUCCUCUUUCUGUGAGUUAAUCUUUUUGAGAUACUCUUUUGUUUCGUCCAUAAUAUCAAUAAUAUGGGAGGCAAAAAGAUUGUGGAUUCUUCUAUCUCAUAUUUUGUUCUUGUCAAAAGGGUCAGACUUCCUAGUAGGAAUCAGUAAUUCCAUAAAGGACUUCUCAAUUGUAUUUCCUGAGGGUAACACCAUUGGGUUUCUCAUCCUCUCCCGAGUGAUAGGGCAUUCGAGCAUAUUUUCAAUUCUUCUGUAAAUCAUCAUGAACAGCUUUUUAAAGCUGAUUUCAGUCCCUUCUAGCUGAGCAGAUUCAUAUUCCUUGAUCUUUUUCAUGACUUCAGACUGCAAUUCCGUCUUAAUUCUUUCGUUCUCCAUUACUUGACCUUCGUUGCUCUUCUUAAGAGUUUCUACUUCAUGUUUCGAAGCUAAAAGAUCAUGCUGGAGUUGGUCCUUUGCAAAGAGAAUUUCGUCAAGAUUUUCGACCACUUUCAGUUUGUUUUCAGCGUUUUUACAGCGAGAUUCCCAAGCAUACUUUUCUCUACGCAAAGCCUCCAUUUCUUUAAUGUGCUGGUUCUUUCUGAAGUCCCAAUUUUUCAUAUUAGAGCGCAUAUUGGUAUUCUUUUCUGAAUACUUUUUGACUUUUAACCUCAAGAUCUUAUUUUCUUGCUCCAAUUUCUUGUUUUUAUCCUGCAAAGAAUUAUUCUGGUACAUUGCGACGGGUUUUCUUUCAGUAAAAACUUCAGAGGGAUCACUAAUCAUCGACAUGGUUCCGCCUUUUUCAUUAGAUUUAGAAAUAUCCAUCCUUUUGAGGUAGUUGAAUUUGAGAAGAAGCCUCUCAAUUUUCAAUAUCUUUUAACUUUAUUAAUUCAUUGUUUAGUUUAGGGAGUUCUGAGAAGUUAUCAGUACCCAUCAACUGUAAUUUUCUAUACCUUUUCUUGUUCAUCAGGGAUUUCAUAUUAACAGU